Eremothecium gossypii ATCC 10895 is the source of this 792-nucleotide messenger RNA. It is a transcript of the gene MOB2, whose product is annotated as Mob2p. Gene Ontology annotation, biological process: positive regulation of protein phosphorylation; cell division; signal transduction. The transcript has 2 exons. Bases 1 to 792 code for a protein of 263 amino acids. Gene Ontology annotation, cellular component: nucleus; cytoplasm. Gene Ontology annotation, molecular function: protein kinase activator activity. Lineage: Eukaryota; Fungi; Ascomycota; Saccharomycetes; Saccharomycetales; Saccharomycetaceae. The record is from RefSeq and is marked provisional.
AUGUCGUUCUUCAACUCACUGAAGGGAUUGGGAAGAACAAGCAAAAAGAACAAGAGCUCGCCCACAAGGCCUCCUCAAACAUCGGUCAGCGGUUCUGUAUACGGGUCGCCGCAGGCGAACGGGUCGCGGAUGUCGGUGAGCAAGGCGAGGUCACCGACGCAGCGGUCUGUGGUGCAGGCAGCCGCAGCGGACAAGGUGGAAUCGCAGCAGGUGAUGUUCCUGAGCGAGCCGUUUGUGCGGACGGCGCUGGUGAAGGGCUCGUUCAAGACGAUUGUGCAGCUGCCCAAGUACGUUGAUGUGGGCGAGUGGAUCGCGCUGAAUAUCUUCGAGUUUUACACGAACCUGAACCAGUUCUAUGGUGUGAUCGCAGAAUACGUGACGGCGGAGGCGUACCCGACGAUGAAUGCGGGCCCACGGGUGGAGUACCUGUGGCUGGACGCGAACUCGAGACAGGUCGCGCUACCUGCGGGGCAGUAUAUCGACCUGGCCCUGACCUGGAUAAACAACAAAGUGAACGACAAGACGCUAUUUCCGACCAAGAGCGGGCUUCCAUUUGCGCAGCAUUUCAUCAGAGACAUGCAGCGGAUAAUGAUACAGAUGUUUCGGAUAUUUGCGCAUAUCUACCACCAUCACUUCGACAAGUUUGUGCAUCUGUCGCUGGAGGCGCACUGGAACUCUUUUUUUGCACACUUUGUUAGCUUUGCCAAGGAGUUCAAUCUGCUAGAUCGGAAAGAAAUGGCGCCGCUGGAACUGCUGAUCGAGAGUUUCGAACGGCAGGGCAAGAUUAUCUGA